Messenger RNA from Calidris pugnax (ruff), 1982 nucleotides. It is a transcript of the gene CDC25A, whose product is annotated as cell division cycle 25A. Gene Ontology annotation, biological process: positive regulation of G2/M transition of mitotic cell cycle; G2/M transition of mitotic cell cycle; positive regulation of G2/MI transition of meiotic cell cycle. NCBI's taxonomy places the organism in Eukaryota, Metazoa, Chordata, Aves, Charadriiformes, Scolopacidae. Gene Ontology annotation, cellular component: nucleus; cytoplasm. The coding region runs from base 96 to 1667 and encodes 523 amino acids. The record is from RefSeq and is a predicted model, not a curated record. The transcript has 16 exons. Gene Ontology annotation, molecular function: protein tyrosine phosphatase activity.
UUUGGCGCCAGCUUCGGAGCGGGGCGACGGGUAGCGGCCGGGGUCAGAACGGUGCGGGCGGCGCUGACAGGAGGACGGCGGGCGGGCUCGGCUCCAUGGAUUCUACACCGUGCGGUUCUUACCGGCGCCGUCGCCUCCUCCUUUUCUCCCCGCCUUCUCCCGCUUCACCCGCCGUCGUCAAGUCUCUUUUUCCCGACGACCUCUCGCCGGUUUCCGACCUCCGCCUCACCAUGGAGCAGCUGGGACGAGGUCAGCACGAAAACACGGAUCAAGACCUGGAAAACAAGAACUCUAAUAGUUUACAAAGAACGGUGUCAUCGGAAUCAACAGACUCAGGUUGUGCCUUGGAUUCGCCCGGUCCCACAGCCUCAAAUGAUAUCGUGGAGGAAAGGUUUGAGAAAGCGAUUCUCGAAUCCAGCAGACUGAACUUUCGGGUGCCUUUCAGAAGAAUCCAUUCGCUGCCGCAAAGCCUCCUGGGGUGCAGCCCUGCUCUGAAGAGAAGCCAUGCCGAUUCUCUGGACGGCAACUCCUUUCAGCCAUUGGAACAAGAUGAAAAUAAGGAGAAUGAAUCAUUUGAGUUUAAGAAGCCAACCAAACCAGCCUCUCGUUCUGUGCACGCCCAGUCCCGGGAUGGAAAAGGUGUUCCUGGACCAAGGCAGAAUUUAUCUCCAGCUCAGCCAUUACCCACGGGCGAACAGGAAAACCAGAGGCCAGCUUUCCCACAGCACUCUGCUCUGGCUUCCUCUGAAAGUGAGGAUGAUGAUGGAUUCCUAGAGCUGUUGGACGAGCAAGAUUUGAAGAACGAUGAGGAGAUGCCAUCUGACGUGGCCAGCCUCUGGACUGCGCCGCUGGUCAUGAGGAGGACGGACAAUCGGGCCAAACGCUGCCGGUUGUUUGACUCUUCAUCUCUGCCCAGGGGUGUAGGAAGAACCCCUCAGAAAAGGAUGGAGAGAUCCCAGGAAGAGAAUUCUCCGGGGAAAAGCAAGAAGAGGAAAAGCCUGCCUGGGACACCCACUGAGGACUCAACGAGCCUGAAAAUGGUAAAGACACAAUCCUCCACCGCGGAGAUUGAGAGCAUUUUGGACAGUGACCAGAGAGACCUCAUUGGUGACUUCUCAAAGGGUUAUUUAUUCCACACCGUCGAUGGGAAACAUCAAGAUUUAAAAUACAUCGACUCCGAGAUGAUUGUGUCUGUGCUGACCGGGAAGUUUGCGAGCUUCAUCAAGGAAUGUGUGAUAAUUGAUUGCAGAUACCCAUACGAGUACGAAGGGGGACACAUCAAGGGUGCAGUGAACCUGCACAUGGAAGAGGACGUGGAGGACUAUUUGCUGAAGAAGCCAAUCAAGCCAUCAGAGAACAAACGUGUGAUAAUUGUCUUCCACUGCGAGUUUUCUUCGGAGCGGGGGCCUCGAAUGUGCCGGUUCGUGAGGGAGCGGGACAGGCUGGGGAACGAGUACCCCAACCUCCACUACCCAGAGCUCUACGUCCUGAAGGGGGGUUACAGGGACUUCUUCUUGAGAUGCCGUAGCUUCUGUGAGCCCCAGAGCUAUCGCCCCAUGCACCACGAGGACUUUAAAGAAGACUUGAAAAGGUUCCGCACCAAGAGCCGGACCUGGGCUGGUGAGAAGAGCAAAAGGGAGCUCUACAGUCGCCUGAAGAAGCUCUGAGGCCUGAAGGGAACACACAGAAACCACCCGUGGUGGGGGGGAGGCUGCAGCUGGGAGGAAGGCCGUGCCUCUUCCUCACUUGUGGUUAUCGGGUACCGGUUCUCCCCGCCUGUUGUUUUUUUUACUGGGAACAGCGUGGAACUGGAACCGAGCAACCUGGGAGCUGCCUCUUCUCCAUCCUCUCCUUCCACUGCUGCGGGGGGAAGCUCCUUCUCCUCUUUGACACCCACAAACUGCCCGGGGAGGGUGGGGAGAGGCUGCUGCUUCCAUGGGGCUUGGCUGGUACGUGGUGUAAGCAGUGCGAGGGUAUUUUAC